Molecule: messenger RNA, 1964 nt
Organism: Athalia rosae (coleseed sawfly)
Lineage: Eukaryota; Metazoa; Arthropoda; Insecta; Hymenoptera; Athaliidae
Product: arrestin domain-containing protein 17-like
Exons: 7
Coding region: 241-1566 (441 amino acids)
Biological process (GO): protein transport
Cellular component (GO): cytoplasm
Source: RefSeq, a predicted model, not a curated record
CGGUGGCACGGCAUACGGAGGUCUGAAUUCGUUGGUCUCCGACGCCUCGCCUAUUUCAUACUUAUAGCAUGCGGAUCGUCGCGUGCGCCACGACUAGGGGAGACGGUGUGUCACGCGGGGAUAGGGAACGCCGUGAUCCCUAAAGCCUACGAAAAGGUCGGCUCAGUCCUACGGGUAGUGCGUGCGAGCGGUUCGAACGAUUGGAUUUUGUCUCAUUGUUAAAUUCGUCCGUUUUUCGAGAUGGGUGUACGCCGUUUGGCCGUUGAAUUUGACCGCCCGACCGCGGCGUACAUGCCGGGGGAAAUGGUGGUCGGCAGAGUUUGCGCCGAAUUUUCUGCGCCAAAAAAGAUCCGAGGACUAAAAUUGAUAGUUCGCGGGGAGGCCCGAGUACAAUGGUCGGCGAAAAAAGAACGCAGCGACGGCCGUGGACAUUACCACUACGAAACCCUCAGUGCCGAUGAGGCCUACUUUGCCUCGACAUUUUACAUCAUCGGGAGCGAAUCCGGUCAUACGAUAGAACUUCCGGUCGGCGAGCUGGUUUACCCGUUCAACAUACAGCUACCCUUGCAUCUCCCCGGCAGUUUCGAGCACGAGCACGGACACAUCAGGUACACGAUCAAAGCCGUGUUCGACAGGCCCUGGAAAUUCGAUCACGAGAUAAAAGUAGCAUUCACAGUCGUCGCUCCGUACGAUCUCAACCGGAUGCCGGAAGCAUCUCUAGCCAUCAGGCGAACGAUGGACACGACAUUUUGCUGUUGCUGUUUUUGUAUGGGCUCCCUGGAUGCCACGGUGAUGAUUCCAUCCAGUGGCUACGCACCGGGUCAGUACAUAGUGGCCACCGUGCAGUGCGAAAACACGUCUAGCGUAAAGAUAGAGAAGAUCAAGGUAUCUCUGCGGCAGCAAGUCAAACUUCACGCGAGUGUACCACACUGGAAGACGAAAACCGACGAAAGAAUAGUCGCCGAACAGAUAUGCCGUACGCCGUUCGACAACAAUACCGAGGACUUUGUCGUGAUAAGUUUAAAAGUACCGCCGGUCGCUGCUUCGGCUCUGGAAUACUGCUCCAUAAUCGAUCUCGAUUACGUGGUACGUGUGGUGAUCUGCUUUGACGGAAUGCACUGCAGUAUCGACCGACGACUCCCCGUACUGAUCGGAACGGUUCCGUUGUACGGUUCUUACGCGAACACCAAUCCAAUGGACAGCAUAGUGGUGGAGUCAGCACCGAGCGCACCUGUUUUUCCACCACAACCGUCCAUCGGUAUGCCGCAGCCGGCGACUUUCCCGGUACAGGGUGGCUUCGCGCAGCCUGGAAACAGCCUCCCGAUGCCUCCCGCUCCCGCGGGAUUCACCUUCGGAAACCCACCCUAUCCCACCGGAGAUGGGAGUAACUUACCUCCACCGUCCUACGAGGAGGCAAUUUACGCGGCUCGUAGUAUCAGGGAUAAGGAGGAGUCGGACCAUGUGGAGGGUGUGCAAAUUCCGUUCGCACCUCGGUAUCCGGUCUACAACUACGUUCCUCCGAAUUUACCCGGAGCUCCGUCCGCUCCGACAUUGGAGAAACGUUAAUCCGCAAAUCGGGAGACCUCCGUGUGUUCAGAUUUUUUUCGAAGAACAAAAACAAAAUAUACAAUAUUUCGCUAUUCGUCUAUCCGUGAACUUACAGGUAGAUAUCGUCCUAUAUCGAUUGCACAAAUUGAAUUCCAGGGAUCUGAAAUCGAUUGACGUACAGUAUGGAUAUUUGUCCCGUACCAAUCGAAUACUCGUUAUCUAUAGGUUUUUGCCACGAUUUUCAUUGAUAAAUAUUUGUAUAUCAAUUGAAAAAGCCUUUGGCAUAUUAUUUGAUACUAUGAUAGUUUUUUUUUUUUUAACAUUUACAGAAUAUAUUUUUUAACUUUAUCGAUGUAACUAUGAGCGUUUGUAAAGUGGUGAUGUAUCCGAAUAAAUAUCAUUGACAAAGACCAAAA